AUGAUCACAGACGUGCAGCUCACCAUCUUUGCCAACAUGCUGGGCGUGUCGCUCUUCCUGCUUGUCGUUCUCUAUCACUACGUGGCCCUCAACAAUCCCAAGAAGCAGGAAUGA
Messenger RNA from Hipposideros armiger (great roundleaf bat), 114 nucleotides. Its product is annotated as dolichyl-diphosphooligosaccharide--protein glycosyltransferase subunit 4-like. NCBI's taxonomy places the organism in Eukaryota, Metazoa, Chordata, Mammalia, Chiroptera, Hipposideridae. The coding region runs from base 1 to 114 and encodes 37 amino acids. The transcript has a single exon. Gene Ontology annotation, cellular component: oligosaccharyltransferase complex. The record is from RefSeq and is a predicted model, not a curated record.